AUGCAAAAAUUGAACAUGUCAUAUGACACACUGUAUGCAGAAUUGACUCAAAAAGAAGUGUACUUAAAUGAAGCUAACACAACACUAAGUUUAUUAAAAGACAUCCAAAGUUCACUAGAGGACAUCUGUAUCAAAGAGCAAUACAAUGCAGAAGUAAUCAAAAAUGAUUUAAACAAUAUCGUCGAUGUGAUGAAGAAGGAGGAAGUCAACAACUUCAUGCUCGGCACCGAAGAGGAGAAGAACUCGAGCGAAGCCAAAGAAGCUUUUUUGCAUCGGUCUGAGGAAUUGGAGGCGAUGAAGUCCGGCUCAAAACAGAUGUCUCCGAAAACUUCAAAAAGCGACAAAAAGACGAUCUUCUCAGUGAUGAAAAAAAUGGAUAUGAGCAAAGCAGAGCAAGAUGAUAUUAUCAAGAAGAACUUGACGCAGAUGAGUGCAUGGGCAAACUUACAGAAGUACAAACUCAUAUUUGACUCUUCAAAAUAUGAAACCCUGUCAAACGCUAUAUUCACUAAUAAGAUUUUUGGCUCGACAAACACUUACCUUUUAUGUUUCGAUGACUACGGAAGUGUAUUUGGAGUGUUUCUCAAGAACGCUAUUGAUAAAAUCGAGGACUUUGUGGUUGAUGAAGAAUUGUUUUUGUUCACAUUCAAGAAAGGACCCUUUUCUUAUUGCAAAAAGUGGGUACCCAAUCGGGGAGAGGCGUGUGGUAUUAAAUUGAAUAAGAGCGGCACUUCUUUGUUCCAAGUGGGGUGCGAGAGGGAUAAUCUCGUGAUCGCAAAACCCUUUCUUCCCGAAAGCUAUUGUUUCGAAGUUGAUCAACACUUCGAAAAUCUUGCACCACUCGAACUGAAUGGGACGUGUUUCCCAAAAAGGUUUGUUGCCACCCGCAUUUGUGUGUUACAAUUUAAAUAA
This is a messenger RNA of Entamoeba invadens IP1, 912 nucleotides long. RefSeq lists its product as hypothetical. The transcript has a single exon. The record is from RefSeq and is a predicted model, not a curated record. Bases 1 to 912 code for a protein of 303 amino acids. Lineage: Eukaryota; Evosea; Mastigamoebida; Endamoebidae.